Messenger RNA from Oncorhynchus kisutch (coho salmon), 10028 nucleotides. Its product is annotated as transient receptor potential cation channel subfamily V member 4. Gene Ontology annotation, cellular component: plasma membrane; cilium. Gene Ontology annotation, biological process: osmosensory signaling pathway; actin filament organization; calcium ion import across plasma membrane. Lineage: Eukaryota; Metazoa; Chordata; Actinopteri; Salmoniformes; Salmonidae. The transcript has 22 exons. The record is from RefSeq and is a predicted model, not a curated record. The coding region runs from base 3887 to 6508 and encodes 873 amino acids. Gene Ontology annotation, molecular function: calcium channel activity; protein binding.
GCAGCCGACCAUGGCUGUUGUUAUGGCGCAUCCAUUUUUAACAGCUUCCAGACGAUAAACAAGUGGAAACUAGAUCUUUCUUGGAGUCGGUGUCAUAUCUUCUGCCAUUCUUUGUUCUAUAUUUCCAUAUUAUUACAUUAUGAUUCCCCUCCCUGACCAAGGCCCUUCUCCCGAUUGUUCAGCUGGCCGGGGGGCCAGCUCUAGGAAGAGUCUUGGUGGUUCCAAACUUGUCAACUGUGGGACCUUAUAUAGACAGACUGCCUUGGCUCUAUUGUUUUUGCUCGAGGUAAAUCUGACAUUGCAGGGAGCAUCACAAAAAUCAAGGUGGUUUAUGACAGCAACCUAGCAGGUUCAAGACCUGCCAAAAAAUCCUGGAGGUAGAGAACGAGCUGUAUGGAGCAGGCUGGCCCAAAAUGGGAGCCACCAUGGCACUAAUGUGGCUGAAGAGUGUCCGGUUUAUCCAGGUCCUGCUACAGAGUUUGGUGGAUGGGGAGAAGGGACGAAAACAACCCCAACCUCAUCCGGGUCAAUUGCACUGAAGCUUGUGCGCUGGCCCUGAAGAAGUACCAUGGGUGGCUAGUGCAAAAGCUCUUCAAGGCAGCUGUGUUCGCAGCCCCCUACAAGGCAGAUUUCCUGAGGGCACUGUCCAAGAGGUCAAGGAAAAGGACUGCCGGGACAAAAUACGACUUUCUAGUGAACUUCACUGCCACUGAUGCCAUCUGAGAUGUACACCAAGAUGAAUGCCGAGAUCUAAUUCCAUUGGUACAUCAACGUGAUUGUAUUUGAUAAAAGAUGCCUUAAUAUUGAUGUAAUCAUACAAAUGUCAUCUCACCUAAUCAUCAUUUAGGAAGUCAAAACCAAAUCUCUCGCGGAAACAGUCAUAUCACAGGAGACUAAUAUUUGUAAACUGUCAAGUCGGGAUGAUUUGUUUUAAAAGAUUGAAAAGUUCCAAGCUUCAAAUAAGUGAGUCUUUUUAAAGUGUUCUAAAAAAUGUGUUGGAAAGGAAAUGUUUUAUAACCUUUACAUGUUAAGUGACAUUGAAAUCAAUCCACCAAAUGGUGACAUUUCAUUUUAGGCUGUUUCAUAAAUAUGAUUGAUUGUGAAUUACAUUAUGAUGCAGUAUUGAUUAUGAUAAAUAAACCAGAUUUAUUUUGUGUAAUUAUAGUGGCUGAAUCAAGCCAUGUGAGUAUAGAGAUGCCACUAAUAUUGUUAACCUAACUGUGCCUUCUGCCAUUGACACAGGGGAGAGGGUGAACUCUCACUAGCUUUGUCUUUGUCCAACAGUGCAACUUUACAGGAUGCCUGCCUCUUGAGUUGAAUUUUUGAUUUUCAUAAGGCACUUUUUUCUCUUGCGAAACAUUAGUGUACCCUAAUUAACACACCCCUGUGAUAUAUUGUAGAGGGUUUAUCUUGAGAACCAUAAUGGAGCAUGUCUUUCCUUGGUAUUUCUCAGUUUUACUUCUGAUUGACUUUCUAAUACUGAUUUGGGUGCCUCCAGAUGUCCUUUCCUUGCCCUUUUGGAAUUCAUAUUUGUUUGGUGGCCUAUAUGUCAAAACAUUUAAUGAAAACACUAUGGCAUUAUAGUAAAUUUAUAGCAUUAUAGUAAAAUUAAAUUCACUGAAAAUGUAUUUUUUGUCAGUGAUUCGUUUCCAUUUUCUGGUUAUGAAUUUUUAGGUAUCACUUGAUUGUCAUGAGAAAUGUGUAUGAAAAGGAUUCAAAUGCAGGGCAUAAAUUAGGCACGAUAUUAUACAUUAUUUUAAUCUUAUAUUGCAAAUGAAUAUUUUUACAAAAUAUGACCAGUUUCUAAUUUUAUAUUGACUUGUCAGAGGGAGCACCCCCUAUUCACAUCGAAAGGACAGCAGUCGAGAAGGUGGAAAGUUUUAAGUUCCUUGGCGUACACAUCACAGACAAACUGAAAUGGUCCACCCACACAGACAGUGUGGUGAAGAAGGCGCAACAGUGCCUCUUCAGCCUCAGGAGGCUGAAGAAAUAUGGCCUGUCACCCAAACCUCUGACAAACUUUACAGAUGCACAACCGAGAGCAUCCUGUCAUGCUGUAUCACAGCCUGGUAUGGCAACUGCACCGACCUCAACCGCAAGGCUCUCCAGAGGGUGGUGCCGUCUGCACAAAUCAUCACCGGGGGCAAACUACCUGCCCUCCAUGACACCUACAGCACUCUCACAGGAAGGCCAAACAGAUCAUCAAGGACAACAACCACCGAGCCACUGCCUGCUCAACCCGCUAUCAUCCAUAAAGCGAAGUCAGUACAGGUGCAUCAAAAGCUGGUUACCGAGAGAUUGAAAAACAGCGUCUAUCUCAAGGCCAUCACACUGUUAAAUAGCCAUCACUAACUCAGAGAGGCUGCUGCCUACACUGAGACCCAAUCACUGGACACUUUAAUACAUUGAUCAUUAGUCACUUUAAAUAAUGCCACUUUAAUGUUUACAUAUCUUGCAUUACUCAUAUCACAUGUAUGUACUGUAUUUUAUACCAUCUACUGCACCUUGCCUAUGCUGCUCGGCCAUCGCUCAUCCAUACACUUAUGUACAUAUUCUCAUUCACCCCUUCAGAUUUGUGUGUAUUAAGUAGUUGUUGGGGAAUUUUUAGAUUACUUGUUAGAUUUGUGUGUAUUAGGUAGUUUUGGGGGAUUUGUUAGAUUACUUGUUAGAUAUUACUGCACUGUUGGAACUAGAAGCACAAGCAUUUUGCUACACUCGCAUUAAAUCUGCUAACCAUGUGUAUGUGACCAAUAAAAUUAGAUUUAGUUAUUAAUCAUGUGUGCCCAUAUCAACUUUAAUAACAUGUUUUGUACAUACUUUGUGAAAUUCACUGGUGCCUGCUCAAAAACACAAGAGAUUUUAGGAAUUGUAGUAGGCUACAUGUCUCGGAACAAAGCUGGUCAAAUUGUCUUAUUAUCCACUUGGGGGUGCUACUGUGUUACUUUUUGGUGGUAGUCAGGAUGAUUUAUUGCUGUAUCUGCAUGGCAUGUGAUUAGCCAAUUCAUUGAAUUUGGAGUAACACCACAAUACUAUAAAGAAGUAAAACAGUGUAGUCCUCUUGUGAGACUGACUGAGGCAUUUCAGCUAUUUAAAAAAAAAACUUUCCUGCUGAAAACAAUAUCCUAAGUAUAAAUACAGUCAUUUACACACAUUUAUGGGUAAAAAAAAAUGUUUUGAUCAUAAUUGUGUUUUCUAGACUUCAAGGAGUUGCUGGUCUGAUGUGAUGUCAUUGGUCUCCCCCUUGCUGUUUACAUCGUUCUCUUCAGCAUUGUUUGCAGAAACAAUAAAGGAGCAACAGAGGAUAACAAAGAAAAGCGCCCCCCCGGUCACUUAUUGAAUUGUACCUUUUUAAAGUAAAUAAGGUUAUAAAUUAGGUGAAAAGGAGACUGGGGUGCCACUUUAAGAGUAGUCCCUGUACCGGUUAGUCCGGUUAGUCCCCACCCAAACACAAGCGUACCUUGUAUGCCUGAAAAUGGAAACCGAUUGGUGGAAACCAGAGGACAGAGGCUGCUGUAGUGUACCUGGGCACACUGCUUGCGGGGCUGAAUAAUUAUUGGACUAGGCUACACGCGAAAUCAGAUCACUUUUCUCCCAAAUACUUGGAAGAAAGAAGUAGCCUACUAAAGUCGGGAGGCAGUCGAUCCAAAUGUUUUGUCCAUACACUUUUUUGAACUUUUCCUAUUGUUAAGAAUGAACAACUACACUGCACAAAAGGUCCAUUGAUUAUAGGACAAGCUCACACAGGACCUCUACAUGCUCCAGGGUCACUUCUAGUUCCCCCUGAAAAAGAAUACAGUACCACAGUGCGACAUAAGGGAUGAAUGAGGUCUUUGACCUGUUUUAGGGCUGCUCCGCUGCCACUCUACUGAGAAGGUAUCACGUCGCCAUGACGGAGAAGGACACGCCUUCCUUGGCUGUGACCAAGGCUGCUCUGUCCUCGGGCUCAGAGAAGGGAGGAGGUGGAAUUGGAGAGGGACAGCCUGAUGCCAGUAGUACCUACUCUGAUCUAUCGGCACUGGCCAACCUGUUUGAGAGUGAGGAGGGCUCCCAGUCAACUCCGGACCUGACCCAGGACCCUGCUCAGAAUCUAGCCCGACCAGGCCAGCUGCAGCCAGGGGACGGCCGACAGAACCUCCGAAUGAAGUUCCACGGUGCCUUUAAGAAGGGCAUCUCCAACCCUAUGGACUUGCUGGAGUCUACCAUCUAUGAGUCACCCGUGGUGACUGGCCCCAAGAAAGCCCCCAUGGACUCACUCUUUGACUAUGGUACCUACAGUCACACCAACAACAAGAAGCAAGGCAGGAAGAAGCUCCUACGAGGUAAGACUGAGAUGUCCUGCGAUGAAGGUGUGGACCCUACAGGCUCAGAUCCACCCAUGGUGAUUAAAGAGUUUAACCGCACGCUGCUCUUCGAUGGCGUGUCACAGGCCGACCCAGAGGCCCUUUCAGGCCUGCUGGAGUACCUGCAGGGUCACGACAAGAGGCUCACCGACGAGGAGUUCAAAGAACCUUCUACAGGUAAGACGUGCUUGCCUAAAGCCCUUCUGAACCUGUACAAUGGUCAGAAUGACACCAUCCCUCUGCUGAUGAAUAUCGCAGAACAGACAGUCAACCUCCAUGAUUUCAUCAACACACCCUUCAGAGAUGUCUACUACAGAGGCCAGACGGCGCUCCACAUCGCCAUCGAGAGGCGUUGUAAGCAGUAUGUGGAGCUGUUGGUGGAGAAAGGGGCAGAUGUCCACGCCCAGGCCCGCGGACGCUUCUUCCAACCCAGGGACGAGGGGGGCUACUUCUACUUUGGCGAGCUGCCUCUGUCGCUGGCAGCGUGCACCAACCAGCCAAACAUGGUACACUACCUGACCGAGAACGGCCACAAGAAAGCCGACCUUAGACGGCAGGACUCACGCGGCAAUACUGUGCUGCACGCCCUGGUGCACAUCGCCGACAACACUCGGGACAACACCCGCUUCCUCACUAAGAUGUAUGACCUGCUGCUGACCAAGUGUGCCAAGCUCUACCCAGAAGGCAGUCUUGAGGACGUGCUCAACAACGACGGCAUGUCGCCCCUCAUGAUGGCGGCCAAGCUGGGAAAAAUUGGGGUUUUCCAGCACAUAAUUCGCAGGGAGAUCAAGAACGAGGAGGCGCGUCACCUCUCACGGAAGUUUAAGGACUGGGCGUACGGCCCCGUGUACUCCUCCCUGUACGACCUCUCCUCCCUGGACACCUGUGGAGAGGAGGUGUCCGUGCUAGAGAUCCUGGUCUACAACAGCCGCAUUGAGAAUCGCCAUGAGAUGCUGGCUGUGGAGCCCAUCAACGAGCUGCUGAGAGCCAAGUGGCAGAAGUUUGCUGCCGUCACCUUCUACAUCAGUGUUGUGUCCUACCUGUUGACCAUGAUCAUCUUCACCCUGGUGGCCUACUACCGCCCAUCCCAGGGAACGCCUCCGUACCCCUAUACCACCAACACAGACUACCUGCGUAUGGUAGGGGAGAUUGUCACCCUGUGCUCUGGAGUCUUUUUCUUCCUUACCAAUAUUAAGGACCUCUUACUGAAGAAAUGCCCUGCGGUGAACUCAGUAUUUGUCAAUGGAUCUUUUCAACUGCUCUUCUUCAUCUACUCUUUGCUGGUGAUAGUGACUGCAGCUCUCUACCUGUCGGGUAUCGAGGCCUAUGUGGCUGUGAUGGUGUUUGCGUUGGUCCUGGGCUGGAUGAACACUCUCUACUUCACCAGAGGCCUGAAGCUCACCGGCACCUACAGCAUCAUGAUACAGAAGAUUCUCUUCAAAGAUUUGUUCCGGUUUCUGCUGGUCUACCUGCUCUUCAUGAUUGGAUAUGCAUCAGCUCUAGUGUCCCUCCUGACAGUGUGCCCCGGGCCGGAAGAGGUGUGUCCAGAGAAAGGUGGCUGCCCCACAUACCCCCAGUGCCGGGACACAAACACCUUCAGCAAAUUCCUGUUGGACCUGUUCAAACUGACCAUCGGGAUGGGUGAUCUGGACAUAGUCAGCAGGACUCAGUACCCGGCUGUCUUCCUCAUCCUGCUGAUCACCUACAUCAUACUCAGCUUUGUUCUACUGCUCAACAUGUUGAUCGCUCUGAUGGGAGAGACGGUGAGCCAGGUGUCCAAGGAGAGCAAGAAGAUCUGGAAGCUGCAGUGGGCUACGACCAUCCUGGACAUCGAACGCUCCUUCCCUGUGUGUCUGCGGAAGUCCUUUCGGUCUGGGGAGAUGGUGACAGUGGGGAAGAACUGGGACGGCACCCCUGACUGCCGCUGGUGCUUCAGGGUGGAUGAGGUCAACUGGUGCCACUGGAAUCAGAACCUGGCCAUAAUCAACGAAGACCCGGGCAAGAACGUAACAGAGACCCUCCAAACCUCCAGUACAGUUCAUCAAACUGUCCGUGGCCUGAGGAGAGAUCGUUGGUCCACGAUGGUGCCGCGGGUUAUGGAGCAGAAUAAAAGGCAGCAACCACGGGAUCUAGUAUUGGAAAUGGAGCCACUGACCUCCAGACAUUGAACCUGUGCAGGGCCAAUGGGGGGCCCCGGGUCCUUAAGAACAUCCUGCAGAUCGGAGGUCAUCAUACUCAAACGGACAAAAAAGUGUUGGGCCACAAAGUUUGCCACUUUGCACAAAACUCUGUUGCAAAAAUAUGUAUUAUAAGAAAAUUGAACAGAUUUUUAGAACGUAAUGAAUCUAACGUAUGUUCAAGCCAACAAUUCAUUGCUCUAAAUAGGAUUCUACUUGAUGGUAUUAACCCAGGGGGAAGGUGCAUCUUUACCUGGUCGCUGGUUCGAAUCCCUGAGUUGACUAGGUGAAAAAUCUGUUAAUGUGCCUUGAGCUAGGCACCUGUAUGUACAGUUGAAGUUGGAAGUUUACAUACACCUUAGCCAAAUACAUUUAAACUCAGUUUCACAAUUCCUGACAUUUAAUCCUCGUAAAAAUUCCCUGUCUUAGGUCAGUUAGGAUCACCACUUUAUUUUAAGAAUGUGGAAUGUCAGAAUAAGAGUAGAGUGAUUUAUUUCAGCUUUAAUUUCUUUCAUCACAUUCCCAGUGGGUCAGAAGUUUACAUACACUCAAUUAGUAUUUUGUAGCAUUGCCUUUAAAUUGUUUAAAUUUCAGCAGCAGCGCCGGACAGGCGGGAGACUCCGGCUGCGCCGGACAGGCGGGAGACUCCGGCUGCGCCGGAGAGGAGGGAGACUCGCAGCCGGAGAGGAGGGAGACUCCGGCUGCGCCGGAGAGGAGGGAGGCACUGGCAGCGCCGGAGAGGAGGAAGGCCCCGGCAGCGCUGGACAGGCGGAACGCACUGUAGGCCUGAUGCGUGGUACUGGGCCAAGGACACGCACAGGAAGCCUGGUGCGAGGAGCUGCCACCGGAGGGCUGGUGUGUGGAGGUGGCACUGGAUUGACCGGACCGUGAAGGCGUACUGGAGAUCUUGAGAGCAAGGCUGGCACCAACCGCCCUGGCUGGAUCUUCACCCUAGCCUGGCAGAUGUGGGAAGCUGGGAUGUAGCGCACCGGGCUAAGCAUGCGUACUGGGGACACCAUGCGAACCACCGCAUAAUCCGGUGCCUGACCAGCACCACGCCCGCCACGGUUAGCACUGCUAGGAGCACUGUAGUGCUGAGAUGGCACAGGACGUGCAAGGCUAGGGGGAUGCACAGGAUGCCUGGUGCGUGAGGCUGGCACAGUCUUCACCAGACCCCUAGCACGCACCUCAGGAUGAGUAUGGAGAGCUGACCCAGGUGCCAUUAAAUCCCUGACACGCUCUGUCGGGCGAAUGUCGUGCCUCAUGCACCAAACCAGCAACUCCCUCAUAUCUCUCUCCUCCAAUUUCCCCAUUAACUCCUUCAGUCUCUGCUUCGCUCACCUCCAACACCAGCUCUGGUUCUGAGCUCCGCCUGGGCUCCUCACGAUAAACGGGGGGAGUUGGCUCAGGUCUGACUCCUGACUCUGCCACACUCCCCCUGUGCCCCCCCCAAGACAUUUUUGGGGCUGACUCUCGGGCUUCUAUCCGCGCCGCCGUGCUUGCUUCGCCAACCUCAUUCUCCUGUAACCUUCCGCGCACUGCUCCAUCGAAUCCCAGGCGGGCUCCGGCACUCUCCCUGGGUCGACCGCCCACCUGUCUAUUUCCUCCCAAGUAGUAUAGUCCAUAUUCUUGCCGUCCAAACCGUCCUCCCAUGUCCAUUCCUCUUUUCGCUGCUGUUGCCCGUUACCACGCCGCUUGGUCCUGUUGUGGUGGGUGAUUCUGUAACGGUUCUCUUGGGGUGAAGUAGAGGCGGACCAAAAUGCAGCGUGGUGGUUAUUCAUGUUCUUUAAUUUAUAAAGACACUACACAUGAGAUAACCUAAAACAGCCCUAUCUGGUGCAAAACACAGAGACAGGAACAAUCACCCCCAAACACAGUGAAACCCAGGCUACCUAAAUAUGGUUCCCAAUCAGAGACAAUGACUAACACCUGCCUCUGAUUGAGAACCAUAUCAGACCAGACAUCAGGCUAGACAAACAAGACAUCCAACAUAGAAUGCCCACUCAGAUCACACCCUGACCAACCAAAACAUAGAAACAUACAAAGCAAACUAUGGUCAGGGUGUGACAUUGAGAUGUUUCUACAACAUGAUUGGAGUCCACCUGUGGUAAAUUCAAUUGAUGGGACAUGAUUUGGAAAGGCACACACCUGUCUAUAUAAGGUCCCGCAGUUGACAGUGCAUGUCAGCGCAAAAACCAAGCCAUGAGGUUGAAGUAUCUGGAAAAGGAUACAAAACAUUUGUGCACCAUUGAAGGUCCCCAAGAACACAGUGGCCUCCAUCAUUCUUAAAUGGAAGAACACUCGGAAGGGAAAGAAACAAUUGAAUCCAUUUUAGAAUAAGGCAACAGUACAGAAUGUCACCUUUUCAUUUGAGGGUAUUUUCAUACAUAUCUGUUUUAGAGAUUAGAAAUGAAGCGCUGUAUGUAUCUAGUCCCCCCAUUUGAAGGUGUCAUGAGUAUUGGACAAAUUCACUUCAAAAGUCUAGUAUUUGGUCCCUAGCAUGCAAUGACUACAUCCCGUGAUUGGGAGUGUGCAAAGCUGUCACCAAGGCAAAGGGUGGCUACUUUGAAGAAUCUCAAAUUUAAAAUAUAUUUUGAUUUCUUUAACACUUUUUUUGGUUACUAUGUAGAAAAUAGUAAAAAUAAAGACAAACCCUUGAAUGAGUAGGUGUUCUAAAACGUUUGACCGGUAGUGUAUGUCUCUGAACACUUAAUUAAUUAGGAUGCUACCAAGUAAGAAAGUAAGUAAGAAAGUUAUAGAUGCAGAAAGAUCACGCCCCCUAAACAUGAUGACCUCUUACCAUAACAAAUAACAGGAGAGGUUAUCAUUUUUUGGGGUAUGAUAUUUAUGCUUUUCUAAACAUAUUCUAUUGUUAUUUACAAUAAAAAUGACUCCAAAAUGACACAAUACAUUAUUUAGCAUUAAUUUCUAUUGUAGAGUCACAGAAUUCAUGUAGUCAUUGCAUGCUAGGAAUAUGGGACCAAAUACUAUUACUUCUGACUCAAUUUAAUUCACUUUAAGUGAACUUGGCCAAAUACAUAUGACACCUUCAAAUGGGGGGGACCAGAUACAUAAAGUGCUUGCAUUUCUAAAUGGUAAAACAGAUUUAUGAGAAUACCCUACAAUAAAAGGUGACAUUCUGUACUGUCGCCUCAUAAUUCUUUUAUCUCAAAACCAAAAUGCUGGAGUAUAGAGCCAAAUUAAAAGUAUUACACGUCACUGUCCAAGGAAAUACAUUGGGGAGUGUAUGUACAUGUGUUUUUAGAGGUUUGGUGUUCUAUGAAAAUAUACCUUAAUUUAAGACUGAAACAUUUGCUACUAAUCCAAUAUCACCCAGAGAAUGGUUUUGAAUAUGGAGGCAUUACUAUUGCAGUGAAGAAUAUUUAAGAUGUCAAUUUAAGAUUGUGUUUUGAGGCCAUUUUGGGACAUUAUUGGAUGAAUGUCUUCCUAUGUGUUUCGAUGUUUUUUAUACAAUUCUUUAUACAUUUUGCAACAAAGUUAACUACUGGUC